AUGGAGUUCUCUAUCUCUUGCCUUCUUCUAAUUCUGUCCUCCAUUCUCUUGCUUUCCCAGCAGAGCAAUGCAAGAAAAGACUUGGGAGGCUACUGGAAGAGUGUGAUGAAUGACCAGCCAAUUCCAGAAGCCAUCAGAGACCUCUAUUUCCAUCAAGAUCAUGAAGAUCAUUUGCCAUCUCUCGCUGGUUCAAGAGAAAAAGACCAUUUUGUUAGGGACUUUGGCAUUAGGCCUAAUGCUAUAUUUUACCAUGGAGCUCAUCAUCAUCAUCAUCAGCAGCAGCAGUCUGCAGAAGACAAGCCCAUGCAUGAUAUGGAGCCCAAAGAAGAAACUUCUUAUAUUGAAACAGUCACCCAUGGCUGA
Prunus armeniaca (apricot) is the source of this 363-nucleotide messenger RNA. The record is from the annotation of a GenBank genome assembly. Lineage: Eukaryota; Viridiplantae; Streptophyta; Magnoliopsida; Rosales; Rosaceae.